AUGACUAUCACUAUCAAGGCGAACUUGAAGUGUGUGUUGUUGUAACUUGUUUUUGUCUUCCUAAGAUGUGAUUCAAAUAUAUUUCGUAAGAGUAUUAUUCAAGUCAGAACUUCACAAGGUCGUGUACACUUCGAAAGCGUUAAUAGGUAGUGAAAUUGUUCGUCUUCGAGGUUAUUUAUUGGGGAAUUUAAUCGGUACGGUGACAGUCGCAUCGACUAGACGGCAAAACAGUCGUGUCGGCUUUUCUUUCGUUUAUCCCCGUUUGUGGAUAGGAAAAUCGAUACGAGGAGUUGGAAAUUGGACUGGUAGAGGUCCUCAGUGUAUGGAUAUGGUUGUCAAGAUUAUGCAGGCAGGAGUUCCCACUCAAUUUGACCUGGAAAAGUACUCUACUCCGCUGUUUAGGAAUUUACGGGAGAAGGCGCGGAAGAGAACUGCAACUGAAGCGUUUUCCAAAACUGCAGAUGCACUUGACGAUCUCGAGUUAGCUCCGAGGACAAAACGUGUGGUAAGGCGGCCGCCUCCAGCGUUAACAAUAUAUGUACGGAGAGAGACUGAAAAAGCCUACAAUGCGAUUAUGUUGGAAGAAGUGACAGUGGAAAGUCUAAAACUCGCCGUUUCUGAGAAGUACGGCACGCCAACAAAUUCGAUCAAGAGUUUUGAGCUUCGAUGCAAGGAGGGGACCUCCUCAGAAAUUGAUGAUAAAGCUGUGGAAAGUUUUGUUGAUGAGGACGACUUCAUCAUCUCUUUAGACUACAAUGCCCAAAAUGGUGUUUGCAGUAUAGUGUUGGAAACAUCAAGCUGACGAAUGGUUUUGGGCUCUUUUGCCCCGUUUUGUACUUCGCAAGAUGAAGGACGUUGUUUACAAGUUAAAUUUGUGCAUAUUUUAUUGAAGCUCACUUCAAGUGGUCUGUUAGGAGAAUUAUCUGACAUUCAGUUGAAGCUGAGGAAAACUGAAAAUAAUUUUUUUUUGUACAAGUGCCUAUCUUGGCUAUUUUGUCUUACCUUAAAAAGUAACAGUCACAUUAUAACACUGCUCACGAGUGAGUCGUGUUAAAUUUAAUACACUCCCUUACAAAGGAGCAUUGCUAUUAGUUUAUUACAGAGAGG
Molecule: messenger RNA, 1107 nt
Organism: Orbicella faveolata
Lineage: Eukaryota; Metazoa; Cnidaria; Anthozoa; Scleractinia; Merulinidae
Product: grainyhead-like protein 1 homolog
Biological process (GO): regulation of transcription by RNA polymerase II
Cellular component (GO): nucleus
Molecular function (GO): RNA polymerase II cis-regulatory region sequence-specific DNA binding; DNA-binding transcription activator activity, RNA polymerase II-specific
Source: RefSeq, a predicted model, not a curated record